UGAAGCAGCCGAAGCUCGCCGCCCGCCCGCCCGCCCGCCAGCCAAGCUAAAAGAUUUGAAGACCCACCCUCAGUAGAUUCUAGUGAUGCUCUCUUAGCCAGUAGGCAAGAUCCUGCGAGGCUGCAACAUUGGUGACCUCCAUGUCUGGGGCCCCACGCUCCAAUCUUGGAUUUGUUGCCAGGGACAUGAAUGGUAGCAUUCCAGUAAGUUCUGCAAAUUCCUCUGGGCCAAGUAUCGGUGUUAGCUCUUUGGUGACCGAUGGCAAUUCAUCACUCUCUGGAGGUGCCCAGUUUCAGCACAGUACGAGCAUGAAUGCUGAUUCAUUCAUGCGCCUCCCUGCCUCCCCGAUGUCAUUUUCAUCCAAUAACAUAUCUGGCUCCUCAGUCAUCGAUGGGUCCAUCAUGCAGCAAAGUCCACCCCAAGAUCAGAUGCAGAAGCGCAGAUCAUCUACUGCAACGUCCCAACCUGGGACUGAGGCAGGCGCUGCAUUCCAUGCUCAGAAGAAGCCAAGGGUUGAUAUUAGGCAAGAUGAUAUCCUGCAACAACACUUGAUUCAGCAGGUGCUCCAAGGUCAAAGUUCUAUCCAUCUCCAGGGCCAACAUAACCCACAGCUUCAAGCUUUGAUCCGUCAGCAGAAACUGGCACAUAUUCAGCAUCUACAGCAGCAGCAGUUGUCACAACAAUUUCCUCAAAUCCAGCAAUCACAAGUUGGCAUACCUCGGCAGCCGCAGUUGAGGCUGCCGCUAGCACAGCCUGGCAUGCAGCUAGCUGGACCUGUUAGGACUCCUGUCGAGAGCGGGCUUUGUUCUCGAAGGUUAAUGCAGUAUUUGUUCCAUAAGCGGCACCGGCCAGAGGAUAACCCCAUAACUUACUGGAGGAAGCUUAUUGAUGAAUAUUUUGCACCACGAGCAAGAGAAAGAUGGUGUGUGUCAUCAUAUGAAAAAAGAGGGAAUUCUCCAGUUGCUAUUCCACAGACAUCUCAGGAUACAUGGCGUUGUGAUAUUUGCAAUACACAUGCAGGGAAAGGACAUGAGGCUACCUAUGAAAUACUUCCUAGACUCUGUCAGAUUCGAUUUGACCAAGGUGUUAUAGAUGAAUAUCUAUUCCUGGACAUGCCCAAUGAAUUCCGGUUGCCCAAUGGAUUACUUCUCCUGGAGCAUACUAAAGUUGUUCAGAAGAGCAUCUAUGAUCAUCUACAUGUUACACACGAGGGGCAACUGAGAAUAAUAUUCACUCCAGAACUAAAGAUUAUGUCUUGGGAGUUCUGUUCACGACGACAUGAUGAGUAUAUCACUCGCAGGUUUCUAACACCACAGGUUAAUCAUAUGCUGCAAGUUGCCCAGAAGUAUCAAGCUGCUGCCAAUGAAAGUGGGCCUGCUGGGGUAUCGAACAAUGAUGCACAAGCCAUUUGCAACAUGUUUGUGUCUGCAUCACGGCAAUUAGCGAAAAAUCUAGACCACCACAGCUUAAAUGAGCAUGGUCUCUCUAAAAGAUAUGUUCGCUGCUUGCAGAUAUCAGAGGUGGUGAAUCAUAUGAAGGACUUAAUUGAGUUCAGCCACAAGAACAAGCUUGGUCCUAUAGAGGGCCUGAAGAACUAUCCCAGACAAACCGGACCAAAGCUUACAACGCAGAACAUGCAUGAUGCAAAGGGGCUGGUCAAAACGGAAGCAAGUUCCCAUGUGAAUAACGAUGGUCCAGAUGCUGGACCCGCUGGUAGCACUCCUCAGAAUCCUGGAGCACAAAACAACUACCAGAAUAUGCUGAGAAGCCCAAGCCCAAAUCAGGGACUGACUCACCAGGAGGCAUCCCAGAAUGCAGCGGCACUGAACAACUACCAGAAUAUGCUUAGAAGCUCGAGCGCAAACCAGGGUUUGCUUCAGCAGGAGGCAUCACAGAACGCGGCGGGGUUAAAUAAUUACCAGAAUAUGCUUAGAAGCUCGAGUGCGAACCAGAGUAUCCUUCAGCAGGAGGCAUCGAGCAUCUUUAAAGGCCCUACAGGAGUGCACAGUGGCAUUCAGCUGGAAGCAGCCAGAUCCUUCCGUGCGGCUCAGCUUGGGCCCAUGUCGUUUCAGCAAGCUGUGCCCCUGUAUCAGCAGAACAGUUUUGGGGCUGGUGUGAGUCCGCAGUACCAGCAGCAUGUCAUGCAGCAGCUGCUGCAAGAAGCCAACAGGAGUACCAACAACCGGGUUCUGGCGCAGCAGCAGCCUCUUAGCAGCCCCAAUGCAAACGGAGGUCUCGCGAUCACCAACAGCGGUGCUAGUGGAGAUCAGGCACAACACAUGAAUAAUAACGGAGCCGCAAAGGGCAUGGCAGCUCCAAUGGGUACGGUGGGGACCAGCAAUCUGAUCAACAGCGGAGCAGCUGGGGUCGUCCAGCGAUGCAGCAGCUUCAAGUCGGUGACUAGCAACCCCGCUGCUGCCAUGGCCGGCAACCCACCGACCCCCAAGGCCGAGUCCAUGCACGAGAUGGACGAGCUCGACCAUCUCAUCACUAGCGAGCUCACGGAGAGCGGGCUGUUCAUGGGGGAGCAGCAGGGAGGUGGCGGCAGCUACUCAUGGCACAUGUGAGAGAGACUGCUAAAUUAACCUAUAUAGUUCAUCUGUUCUGCGAGUUGUGUUUGAUGUGUAACCGCCGUAGAUUAUUCGGAGUCUAUCUUCCUUUUUUCGAGCUUCCGUGUAGCUGACUGGAACAGAUGGAAUCUUCAGUUAUGUGAGUGUGAGCUGGCUUGGGAAUUUGUGAGCAGUGCAGCCCAGUGUUAUUAUCUAUGGAAUGACAUGGUGUGGUUGUCGUUUGUGCUGCAA
Messenger RNA from Lolium perenne, 2801 nucleotides. RefSeq names its product probable transcriptional regulator SLK3. Lineage: Eukaryota; Viridiplantae; Streptophyta; Magnoliopsida; Poales; Poaceae. The record is from RefSeq and is a predicted model, not a curated record.